ACACGCAGUGUUGUCCAAAGAGGCACUGGGCAGCUGAAACACCGAUUUCAUGUCUUGCACAGUGAGGUCCGGGUCAGCCCACCAUUGAAGGUGUGCAAGAUGGUGCAUGUUUGUGCUAUGUUGCACAAUAUAUGUAAAGACAGGAAUAUUCCUAUUCCUAUUGAUGCAGGCCACCCUGACUUUGAAGAGCAGCAGCACGACAUCGUACAAGAAGUGCCACCACUUCCAGCUGCUCGACAAAAUCCGGGUCGCCUGUAUCGAGAUGAAUUCUGCAACUUGCAUUUCAACAAUCCUGCCAGAAACAUGGCCCACCUGCCCCACCACUGAUCUGGUGACACAUGCAGAGAUCAAUUUUGCAACUUGCAUUUCAACAUUCCUGCUUGAAGUGUGGAUCUCCUGCCCUUCAGCACACAUGGCCAGUCACAUGCCAAGGGUAGACGAGAACGAAGCAAGAUCAGUAGCUCAGGAUGGCAGUGAGAGCAGUAGUACUUCAGACACCACGCCUGCUACAUCUUUCAGUCUCCACGCCACCACCGACCCCUCGAGUCUACGCAGCCCAGUGGCCGUGUGUGUCUUGGCGUUGGGCGUGACGUGCAGCAACGGUGGUAAUAGCAACGGGAAGCUUGAUGCACAGCACAGCACAGCACAGCACAGCGGAGAGAUUGGUGGUGAGUUGACGAUCCAAAGGCCUGACUCCACAGCGGUAAUGAGCCUUGUGUACCUUGCACUGUCUUCACUGACAACGCCCACUACUAACCCCUCUGCCUCCGCCACCGUUUCAAGAUCAGGGAAGGACUCUGCCUUGCAUCGCGCACUGUGAUGGUCGCCGCCCCCGCCCCCGCACCCGCCGCCGCCGCUGCUGCUGCUGCUGCUGCUGCUGCUGCCGCUAAGGGAGAAUAGUUUGUUGAGUGGAUGACGGCGCGUUCACUGACCCUCUCCCCAUCACCCUACCAACUCCGGCCACCCACCCCCCUGCCACCAGACACCUGCUACACCACCACUACCGCCGGCUCCGUCCAGUGAAAGAUUCAUCGCAGACCUGCCAAUGCCAUUCAACGCCUGCCGCCGCCGCCGCCACCACCACCACCUCCUUAUGGUGGUGUCACUGUACCUGGAGCUGUUGUCAUGAUUGAAUAAUAAAUUGUGAAGAAAU
Messenger RNA from Portunus trituberculatus (swimming crab), 1153 nucleotides. RefSeq lists its product as uncharacterized. NCBI's taxonomy places the organism in Eukaryota, Metazoa, Arthropoda, Malacostraca, Decapoda, Portunidae. The record is from RefSeq and is a predicted model, not a curated record. The coding region runs from base 107 to 820 and encodes 237 amino acids. The transcript has 5 exons.